This is a messenger RNA of Sceloporus undulatus (fence lizard), 1701 nucleotides long. Its product is annotated as potassium channel subfamily K member 16-like. The record is from RefSeq and is a predicted model, not a curated record. Lineage: Eukaryota; Metazoa; Chordata; Lepidosauria; Squamata; Phrynosomatidae. Gene Ontology annotation, molecular function: potassium ion leak channel activity. Gene Ontology annotation, biological process: potassium ion transmembrane transport; stabilization of membrane potential. The coding region runs from base 402 to 1286 and encodes 294 amino acids. Gene Ontology annotation, cellular component: membrane. The transcript has 6 exons.
CAGAGUGCAUGGGACUUUCAUUCCAUAUUUAUUUCCACAUUUCUUCACUUAUACUGAUAUUUAAAUCUGUCUCCUAGACGGUUUUAAUACCCUGAUGUCAACUUCAGGUGGUUCAAGUCAAUUUCUGAGACAAUUGCCAGGGCAAUAUCCUAAUUGUUUCUCAGACUUAGGGGUUAUCAUCAGCUUAGCUGGUACACAGGGAUGACCUCACAGAGGUCUAGAGGUCCAUCAAAGAGGGCAAUGCACCCAUGACCUCAUAGUGCCCCUAGGGUGAAUAAGCUGCCCCUACCAAAUAGUUACACAAUGUCAUGGAGGGGGUGGGUCUCUUACCUGCAUUGAAAAUUGAAGUGAGUGAGUAAUUGUGGAGGAUUCAGGGAGAAUCAACACAGAAAUUGACCACCAUGAUCCACAGCAGGCUGCAGAGCUGUGUGCUGAUCGCUGGCUACCUUCUUUACCUCCUGAUGGGUGCCCUCAUCUUUCAAGUUUUGGAGAAAGAUGCUAAGAGAGAACAACAAAGGACUAUCUUAAGAAUGAAGGAAGACUUCUUGAAGAACGUCACCUCUCUCAGCCCAGCGGAGGUAGAGGUCUUCGUGGAGAAUUUGAUGGAAGCUGUAAGGAUGGGAAUAUAUCCAGUCGGAAAUGGGUUUCCCAAUGAACGAAGCAACUGGGAUUUCAGCAACUCCUUCUUUUUUGUGGGUUCCAUGUUAUCCACAAUAGGCUAUGGAAACCUUUCUCCCAAAACAGCAGGCGGUCAGCUCUUUUGCGUGGUUUUUGCUCUCUUUGGAAUCCCUUUGAAUAUUGUCUUCUUGCACCAUAUUGGCAAGAUUAUCUCCAUGCUUUGUGAAAGGUUGGCAAAAUGGCUCUACAAGAAGGGAAUAAAGAAGAAAACAACCAGAUGUUUGACUCUUCUGUUCUUCCUGGUUAUGGGCAUUUUAGUGUUUCUUUGUGUGCCUUCAGCUAUCUUUCGAAAGAUGGAGGGCUGGACUUAUGGUGAAGCCAUUUAUUUUGCAUUUAUUACCCUCAGCACCAUUGGCUUUGGGGAUUACAUAAUAGGGAGACAACAAGGCAAAGACUAUUUUCCUGGCUACCGAAUUUUGGUAGCCAUUUGGAUUAUCUUUGGACUUGCCUGGAUCGCUCUACUGUUUAAUCUACUGACAACACUGUUGGAAGACCCAGAAGAAAUACCCAUGGAGGAGUAUCUUCAAGUGAAGACAGUUCCAAGAAAAAAGAGGAACCCAGAAAGGGAUGCAUCUUUGGGGUUUCCACUAGAGGAUGAUUUAUCAUGACAUACUAAUAGAGACAGAUAGAAAAAUCAGAUAUAACACAAUGGUGAUGUUGUGUUCUUCAUCUACAGCUGGUUUUCUGAAAACUGAGCAACUGAACUUUGCAAAUAAAAGAUGAAAUAAUCAAGAAUUCUGCAAGGAUAUUUCACACUGUUUCUUUGCAGAGGAUAUAUCCAAAGUGAGACACUGAAAAUGUUUAAUGCCUAGUAUUAUUUUCUUUGCUGUGUUAACAUUUCACCAGGAACUUUGCCUGCCCCUUUUCUUUGGAUGCCUAAACUCAGUGGUGUCACUCAGGUUGGCAUUGCCAGGUGUCACCCCCUCCCCAUUGACCUCCUCCCAUACCCCACCAUACAGAAUCCUUAGGAGUAUUUUUUGUACUAAUGUAAUCAUAAAUCAUAAUUCCUGUAUAUCACUGAAU